CGCGUAGAAGUAUUUCAAUCCCCCCUCCCCGCUAUUUUAACCUUUCGCCUUCUUCACAUCUACUUGUAUGAGUCGUGGCAUUUAGUCAGGUAUACAGAGUAAAUAGUUAAGGCAUUUCUGGGUCUAUAUCCUUUCAGCCUUUUUUUAAUUUAACUACGCUAUCAAGGUUAAUUAUAUUAGAAAAUAAGUUUUUUAGAUUAUUUUAAUUAUUAGAAUUUGAGACUCUGGAUGGGUUAUUUAUAAAUUUGGAUUCAUUUUUGUGAUUUUGUAUAAGCUUAGCUUAUAGAGUGGCUCAUUUCUCAUUGUGAGACAUUUCUUAAGGUGGAUAUAAGAUACUGAGUGUAAGUCUUUGACUUUUGAAUCAUUGUGAUAGUUGAGAGAGCUUAAGAAAAACUUGUGAGAUUUCUAGACUAGUUAAGGCAAAAUAAUUUACCAUAUUUACUUAGGAAAAUCAUCCCUUUCGUGAUCUUUUGAUCAAGUGCACAGAGGCAAAAUAAAGGUGUACUCUAUUUGGGAAUCUCAGGACCUAGUUAUAAACUUGUGGUGUCGGCUACCUCGGCAGGUCGCAUGGAGUUUCACAACCUUUAUGAAUUUAUCUUUUUUUACUACAUCCUCAUUAAUUACAUCUGCUUUUCUAGCUUCUUUCCUUAUCUUUGGCCAACCACCAUUCCGCCUCUUUUCUUUAAAAGAGUCUGCUUCCUUUGGACUUGGCAAAUCUUCCAUUGAUGUUCCUUUGACAUUUUCCCUAUCUUUACAGGUCUACCAUCGUUGUCCUUUUCGUAUCCCUAUUUAGAUUCUUGAUAUUGCACUAUUGAUUCCCGUUCUAUGGAUGCUCGCAACAAUUGGCUACCCUUGAUUGUGAGCCUGCCCGUUUUUAUUUAUCGAUCACAAUACAAACAUGUAUACAUUCCACUCUCAACCCUCGCCUCAUGCAUAAUUUUCUUAGCUAUCAUCAUGUUUCCACUCCCUUCUUUAAACCUAUAUUGCAUAUUUGCACACUAGUGAGGCACUUUCCCAUAUGGAAUAGCAGCAUGCUAUAUUUGUUGAAGUGAAUGCUCUUCAUUUUUGUGGGAGAUGAGAAUUUGUUCCCCUUCAUCAUAGUAAGCCUAUUGUUGGCUAUCCGUGGAUAUAUACCGUGACAGUUGGCCUUGAUGAUAAAUUGAUAAAGCAUGUUUAGUUGCAAACGGGCACACUCAGUUUAUGAACUAUGACCUUGAUUAUGCUAGACAUAUUUUAUCUUUUUGCUAGGAGUAAUACAACAACAACAACCGAGUUAAAUCCCACAAGAGUAGGGUCUGGGGAGGGUGUGUGUACGCAGACCUUGCCCCUACUCGAAAGUAGAGAGGCUGUUUCCAAAGAGACCCCCGGCUCAACGUUGAAAGUUGCAUUGCUUGACUAACUGCUACUUCAUUAAUUAAAGAAGCGCAGACAGUUUAGAGAUCCAUUUUGAUUUAUUCCAUCACACCCCAAAGCCAAAAAUGGUGAAAUUUUGGCUCCAUCGGGAUGAUGGAAACUCAUCCCGAUUAUGGAGGGAUUAUGGAGAUCAUGGGGUUGUGAUUCCCGUUUUUCCGGUCUCGUUCUCUCCCCAUCUCGUCCAUAAUCUGGUGGUGUGGGCCACGUGUCCCGCUCCUUCUCUGGACUGGGUCGUCUUGAUUUAAUCCAUGAUUGGGCCGUCCCUUUCCCAUCCGCCAUGCGUGUAGUAGCAGGCUCGGCCCGUUACCCCCACUUGGCCUUAUCCAUAUUAUGCUAUUAUGUGCCUUUAUUGGGCCUGGAGUCGGGUCCAUCAGACCCGAUAUCCAUCAAACGGAUUUCUCGUUUCUAUAAUAAGGAGAAAUAAUUUGACAAUAUAAAAUUGAAAAAAUAAUAUUGCUAGCUUUUUUACUACUUUAAAUUCUCAUGUAACUUUUUUCCUUUUAUUUGGAAUGAAACACAUUAUAACUUGUCCUACAUUAGUAUUGCUUGUCAUUGACUAGAUAAUGAUUGGGUGAUGCAUAAACGUGUUUUUUCUUUUUUGUGAUUUUAAUGAAUCUCAUACGGGUGAUGAUAUUAUUCUUUUUGCUUGAGCAUAUUAUGAAAGUAUACAAUUUACCUGAUAAAGUGCUUGCAUUUGGCUUUGACAAUGCUACUAAUAACACUACUGUCAUUCCUAGACCUACACAACUUCGUUUCCCUAAUAGCGCCAUGGGUAAAUUCCUACACGAAAGGGAUGUAUGUCAUUUUUAAAUUUGUAUGUUCAGCAGGGAUUACAUACUAGGUGUGGUGGCGGGGGUUAACAAACAAAUCGAGUGGUUGGAAUUAAUUUGGGAUAGUCAUUUGAAUUAUAAUGCAUGGAAAGCUUACUGUAAAUCUAGGGGUAAAAAAACUAAUAACAUUUGUUAAGGACAUUACGAUUAGAUGGAAUAAUAUAAUACCUAUAAGUUGAUUGCACAAAUAUUGAUGUAUAAAGAAGAACUUGUUUCCUUUCUCAUAUAAUUGGUUUUUUUGAGUUUAUUAUUUUUGAAGAGUUGAACAACAUGUAAGAAGUUCUUAAUAUUUUCUCGCAUGUUUACAAGCUUACAUGAUUCUUUUCGGAGUAGAUUAGGGAAAAAUGGCAUUCUUAUUACUUGUAUAUUCUUGAUAUUUACAAAAUUGGUAUUAUUUGUGAUCCAUGUAAUGCCCUGAAAUAUACCCUAGAAUUUCAUAAUGAAUUUUUAAUAAAUCGUAAUUCCAAUUUUUGUUUAAAUUAAAUAAACAUCAAAAGAAAAUGUUUUAAUAAGAUGUUUUAAAAAAGAAUCUUUUAAUCAUCAAGAUUAUACUCGAAUCGAACUCCUCGAUGGAACGAGCUAAGUUUGACGACAUGUCCCGCGUACGAAUGCGACUUACGAAGGUUAGGGGUUUGGCCGUCCGAGACUGAAAAGAUUAUAAAGAAAUCAAAUAAAAUACAAAUAUGAUGUAAACAUAAUAUUAUCCCACAAAAUUUGGGUUUUCGGACAGAUCUCGAGAAAAUGUGACCAACGACAUACUAUUUGUCAAGUUUCGAAUUUCGUGUGAACUGUGGUGAGCGAAAUGGUCAAUACAGUUGAGUAAAUUAAUGUAAAGGGAUUUAGUAAUAUAAUAAUGAUAAUGUUAAUGAUAAUGAUAAUGAUAAUGAUAAUGAUAAUACUCCCUCCAUUCUUAAAAACACUUCCUCUUUCAUUUUUUUCACUUCCAACAAAACACUUCCACUUUCUAUUAAAAAAUCACUUUUACCAUUAGUUUUUCAUACCCUACCUAUCACAUCAUAUUUUUUCUCUAACAAUCUAUCCAUCACAUCUUACUUUUACUCAUCACAUCAGGGGAAAAUAUUGAAAAUCAAUUAUAAUUUAAUACUUCCUUAUUUUUGCUCCAAGUCAAAAUAGAAAGUCUUUUUGCAUAAGGAUUAGAGAGUAAUAAAUAAGGGAAAGGAACGGACAUCCGUUAGGCAUAUAUACGGUCAUGGUCUUCUCCUUCGUUUCACACGCAACCAGAGGGGAACUUCGCCGGCCAAGAUCUUCCUUCAUCGUCUUCACUCUUCGCACGCUAGACUAGGAGUUUCACUGGAGACAUCGCCUGAGCUACACGGAGGUCGCCAGAGUGUGCAUUAAUUCAAUUGAGAUUUAUUUGCCAACUUAAUCGAGGUGCUCGUUUGAAUUGAUUCGUAGAUUAUGAUCCGUUAGUAUAUUUUUGUGCAAUUGAUGUUGGAUUUGUGAGUUGAAUUGUUGAAUUAAUUGGGUGAUUGAGUUUGGAUUUGGGAUUGGAACGUUACUACCUAUUUCUCUUCUCCUUCGAUCUGUUCUGUUCUCCCUCAUUCCGUUCUGCUCUGUAUUUGGUUCUCUGGCCGCUGCUAUCUUUGAGGGUUGCUGCCAUGCCAGCUUGUCGACGCGGGACGAAGCUACUGUCGGAUUUCCGUUGUUGUGUUUCCGACCAUGGAGGUCGCCGCUGGUACGGAUUGCCACUCGGGUCGCCGGUGACCCCGCUGCUAGACAAGAAGUUCGCCGCUGGUUUGAAGAGUAACUGCCGCGAGGUCGCUAACCUUCUGUUGACGCUGUGCCUGUUCCUUGAAGCAGUUGCCGCCGUAAUUACCGGUCCAGGGAAGAAGAACAAAGCUGCCCCUGUCUCCUCUGUCGCGCGUUCCAGUUUGCAGAAGAGGAGGACGUGUUGGGCCGGGUUGACAAUGGGGAGCGGGUACUCUUUUGACAAUAGGACUGGGGAUUUAAGUUUCUAAAAUUGUAGAUUGACCCCAUGAUCCUCAAGACGUUGCAAUUAGGCCCUCUUCUAUUUUAUGCCUCUAAAAUAUGAAUAAAGACUACAAAUUAAUUUAAUGCAUUGUUUAAACUAAUGAAUUGAGCAAGGAUAAUUAUGUGAUUAAAUUGGAUUAUGGGAAUAAGCCACCUGGUAUAUCUAGGAAGGUUUGAGUUAAACA
This is a messenger RNA of Cuscuta campestris, 4420 nucleotides long. Lineage: Eukaryota; Viridiplantae; Streptophyta; Magnoliopsida; Solanales; Convolvulaceae. The record is from the annotation of a GenBank genome assembly.